AUGCAGUCGGUGCGCAGGUGCGUCAACUGGUGCGUCUGCUGCGGGCGCGGGUCGGCCUCGGUCGCGGACCUCGCAGCAGACCACGUCGCGGGCAUGGGCGCCGAGGAGAUCCCCCACUGGGAUGCGAUUCCCCCGGCGCGAUUGGACAAUAUCAACGGGGCCGUCGGCCAGGUGUCGAGGCUCCUGGAGGGAACCAGCCUAAGGCUCUCCCUGUCCUUCCCGGUCGAGCUCCUUGGUCGCUGCAUCUGCAACGCCAUGGUGAGCUUGACGGAGGGUACAGACGUUGGCAAGAUCUUGAAACAGUUGUUUGGGACGAAACUUGGGGAGAUCCAGGAAAGUCUUGAGCUCGAUACUGUCUUGUGCGUGGCCCUCGCGGGGCCCGGGCGCGCGGUGUCCGGGUCCGAGGACAAGACCCUCAAUGUCUGGGACCUCGCGGCGGGCACCUGCGAGAGGACCCUCGCCGGCCACCCGGCUAUUGUCACCGGCGUGGCCGCGUGCGAUCCGGCCCCGCCCAGGCUGCAGCGCGAGAGGAUCUGA
Molecule: messenger RNA, 537 nt
Organism: Prorocentrum cordatum
Lineage: Eukaryota; Dinophyceae; Prorocentrales; Prorocentraceae
Source: the annotation of a GenBank genome assembly